Molecule: messenger RNA, 521 nt
Organism: Quercus robur (English oak)
Lineage: Eukaryota; Viridiplantae; Streptophyta; Magnoliopsida; Fagales; Fagaceae
Exons: 2
Coding region: 66-473 (135 amino acids)
Source: RefSeq, a predicted model, not a curated record
UUUAUCUUUAUUAUGUGCAGAAAAAACAAGGUGGUAAAGAGAUUGGAAAAGUGGAUUUUUAUAAGAUGACCCACACAAAGAAAGAUGGUUCUUUUGUGACUGCUACCAGUGAAGAAAAUUACAAUCUAAUGAUAGAAAAAGUAGCUAAUGAAGAGAACCAAAGCACUGAGGAGGAAAUUUUUAUAGAAGUGCUAGGGACAAGGCGAGGCUUUGUAAGAGGGAUGGGGAAAUUUGUGAUUCCGACCCCAACCCCUUCUUCUCAUUUGCGAUAUGAGACAAGCAUGAAUAUGGAGUUGGAAACCUGCAAGCAAGAUUUGUCCAAUACGAUGCUGAAACUGUCCAAUGCGGAGCAAAAACAGGGUGAGUCGGAUAAAAAACUUGCUGAAACACAGAACCAAGUGGCACAAUUACAGAGUCAGGUAGAGGAACAAUGUCAGCAACUAGCUAUAUUGAUGGCAAGGUUUGGUAGCUAGUCUAUAAGGUGAUUAGUUUAUUAGUAUUUGAGACUUUGUUAUUACUUU